This is a messenger RNA of Macrobrachium nipponense, 3904 nucleotides long. RefSeq lists its product as uncharacterized. Lineage: Eukaryota; Metazoa; Arthropoda; Malacostraca; Decapoda; Palaemonidae. The transcript has 4 exons. Bases 172 to 2178 code for a protein of 668 amino acids. The record is from RefSeq and is a predicted model, not a curated record.
CUAGCAGACGAUAGAUUGAGAUUUAGUCAGCCUGGAGGCCCUGGACCUGGUGGCACUACCCUCUGCAGCAGCCUAUAACAUCCUCUACAGUCUUCACUCUCCGACGAAUGUUUUACAUGAUACUUGUAUGACCGAGCCAUCGCGGAUUUCGAAUGCAAGCAGAGACGAAAGAUGCCAAAGAAACGUGUGGAAGUCUUGUGCAAUAAAGUUGACAGCGAAAGUAAGGACGAGAGCGUCUCCCUGCGCCAGCAAAGACUUACUAAAGUUCAUCCUUAUCCGACCAAUAGUGAUUCUUCCCUACGUCGUCAGGCUAAUGAACAAAGGACAUUAGGGCAUACACCAGACAGUGAAUGUCCUAAUACAGUACAUCCUGAAUUACAUAUUUCUGAAGAGCAAACUACAAUGGAUAUGGCUGAUCAGUCACAGCUGGGCCAUAGUACUGAACCUCAUUAUUCUGGUAUGUCUGGUAAUGCUAGCUUCCAACAAAAUCGUCAGAAGCAACAUGUUAUACUAAAAGAAAUACCACCACCAAACAAGGAUUUCAAUCACCAGGGUUUGCAGUUAGAUGGUAACAGUCAGCUGCCACAACGGAAACAGCAAAUAAUGUCCACAAGUCAAGCACCAGGGAAUGUUUCUAGUCUGCGUCAGCUUCAAGACUGUGGUCAGGAAAUUCAGCAGAAUAAGAAUAAAAACAUUAAUGAGAUACUGGAGCGAAUACAUCAGACAUGUGCAGUGCAAAAGCAAGAAGCCAGCCAACUUAAAACUCUAACUGGUCAGAAACUAAUCCACUCAAAAGGUCAUCUCAUAAAGCCACAGCUAGGUCAUCAACAGAUUGCAAGUAACAGUCAUCAGAGACCCACAUUAAUUAGUGAGCAACAAAAUCAGGGGACUUACUCUCAUGAAAAUAAAGAGAAUGAGAAGCAGGAAAUUCGACAUCAUACUUACAUCCCAAGGCAGCAAACUGGUCAACAGGUACGAAAAGAUUUGAAUAAUCAAAAUCAUUUGAAAAGGGGGGAAGAAAAUGUUCGAAACAGCAGCCAUUAUCACCAGCAUCCAAACCAUUUCAGUAACAGUCGGAUACCUGUGCAGCAGAACAGAUAUUCUAACCAGCAAUAUACUACACAACAAAGUGGCCAACAGAGAAACUUACAAAGUGGUCAGAUUAAACCCUACAAAAAAGAUCACACUAAACCUAGUUGGCCUUCAAAGAAGAAAACUAGAAAAGCUGAAAUACAAAAUGUUCAACAGAUUAUCACCACCUUUGAGGGUCAGCGGAUUGUUCAGCAUCCUCACAUAUUUGAUCCAAAGAUUCAUGCGCCUCUCAUUAUACCUUGUUCUUUGUCAGCUGCUCCAGUCCUCCCUGUGAGUUCUGCAGUUACUUUGCCUCUCUAUGUUGACACAUCUUUAGAAUAUGAACCUCCUGUUCUCCAUCAGAGUCCAUAUGUCCCAAGAAAGUACUACCAUAAUGUGCCAACUGAGCACAAGGAAAUCUCAGGAUGUUCAGAUUCAAAACAGCUUGAUGUAGAGAAUCAGUUACUUAUUACAGUCGCUGAUCUUCAUAGAGCCGCACAUUUUCAUCCAUUAAUUAAUUCCUUGGGUAUUCAAUUCGAUCGUUCUUAUCCUGAGCAUCAGAAACGGCAGAUUCAAGGGGGCUUGCUUAAUAGGAGUCCGAUGUCAGACUCCACCUUCUCAUUUUCUCCCGAAAGUAAUUCACUUAUACACCCAGAUAACUCUCAUCUUUUAAAUACUGAAAAAUGGAAGUCUACUGUACCCACAAAAGAUGACUCGAAUCCUCUACAGAAACAUGUAAGUCAAGACUUGCUACAAAAUUUAACUAACAGUGAGUUAAUUGACAUAAUGCCCAUUUCAGUAAGCUCUUCUAGAUUUGGUAAUUCUUCUGAACUAAUCAGUCACUCCUAUAACAGACUAUCAAAAAGCUGUUCAAAUUUGGUAGCUUCAAAUUCAGUUUCUCAACAAUUGUGGGUCAUCAUGGUUGAGCCAAACACGAGUGUUGAAUCACAGAAAAGUCCAAAUUGCCAGCAGCAGGCUCUGACAAUGCAUCGGUCUUAUUCUGCUCCAGAUCUGCGCACAUACCACAGAAGGUGUUCAGAUUUGGAGUCUUCAUAUCCAGGUUUCCGGAAAAUGUGCGCUAACAGUGCGAGACCAAACGAGAAUUGAGUCUGAGAGAGAUUCCAUUCAUCAUCAUCAUCAUCAUUGGCAGCAGCAGCAGACUCCACCAGAAGAUUCAAGUUCUGCCACGAAGGAAUAUUCUACUAAUACCGAGAGAGUAAUUGAGGAGGAGGUUCGCCUAACAAUGCAAGAUCGUAGGACGACACACAAAUCUGGAGCUGAUGGCGGCGAUGAGUGUAAAUUUAGCGUGUCUUGGCGAGAGUCAGAAUUAUGAACCUAGAAGUGACUCAUAAGGAGGAAGAGCAGUUAUUGUAUGCAGUACAACUAAAGACUGGAAAACCUUUUAGUUUAUUAGGCAUCAAACAUGAUGAAUUCGUCGUGAGUCACUUGAUCUCUUUAAAAAGGACCUCGUCAGCAUUAUAUGUUCACUUCUCCGUACUAGACUCGUAACAUUACAUUCCAGCCGCUAGGACUAAGGAUUUGGUCAGAGUUAUCAGUCAUUUUAGUGACAACCCAGUUUAAACGCGUGACGCCAACCACUAUUGGGAUAGGUGGUAGGACUUGAAAACUGGCAGUGUAACCUUAUUCUGGUGUAUACCAGCAGAAGUGACUUCUAUACUUGAAACGGUAUUUUUAUGUUUGGACGUUUUACCAUUUCGUUUUAACAGUUCCUCAUGAUUUUGUAUGAUCUGACUAUUCUUUUAAAUGUGAAGAUUUGUGUGUGCUGUAUGUUUGGACAUGAUUUUUUUUUAGCAUGAUAUAUUCAUAAAUGUUAUAGAGCAAUUUAAAAUAUAUGUGAAGUUGUCACGUGUUAAUGCCCGUACACCAAAUGAUAGAAUAGGUCUACUAUGAAGACAGGAUUGGCGCUUAGGUUUACUAAUUUCCUAUUUAGACAAUACUUAUGCUUUUAGAUAAUGUUCUUCUUAUAACUUAAAAGUGACGACGUCUCAUAUUUCUUAUGAACACAUUUUGCGAGACGGAGCCUUAGAUUUUAAUUUUAUCAGACGCCUUGCGUUGGAGAGGCAACGUGCAUCAGUAAAAUAAAUUUUAAGGAAAUAAUAUUAAACUCAACCAUCUAAGUGAAGACAAACAACUUUGAGGUUUUGCUCCUGUUACACAUCCAAACCUUUUUCCGUUUCUGCGCUGAAUGACCUCAUAUAAAGAUCCUAGUGUUUGGCCUAUGGCCUAAAUGUUAUAUUCAAUUCUAUUUAUUUUUGAACUGAAUUCCUCUGAUGAGGACUCUCGUGAUGUCGAGUUUUAUUAAACACUGCUGUUUGUGGAGUUUGGAUGUUUGUAUGUAUAUAUUUACAGUUAAAUUGGUGCAUGUAUGUAAGAUUAUGAAUUUAAUUCUGUCCAGUACCUACAUACUGAGAAUUGCUCAAAGGUGUUAUUCGGAUUUUUAGAUCUUAUCAUUGGUUUGUUUUCUAGAGUAAAUAGUAGCUUUAUAAUUUGCAGGAGAACAUAAUAGUAAUUAAGAUAAUCUUUACAUUUUUAUAACGUCAUUUUUUAUGCAGCUGCAUUUAGUUCUAUUUGUAGACGUUAAAUUGUUGAAAAUGGUAUAAAAUAUGAUUUUAAGUGUUCUGGUCUAGAUGCCUUUGCUUCUGAAAGUUUAUAUAUGCAUUUUAAUAUCUUUUGUUGGACCAUACUUACGAAACUUUAAUUCUAAUUAUAUGACGUUGCAGUCAAUAGAAUUCUAUUUAUGAAUAAGUAAAGAAGUUUUGUAAAAUUCCUGGUCUUCUAUGAAAAUGGAAUUCCAUAAGAAUUAUGUACAGGA